Messenger RNA from Fusarium odoratissimum NRRL 54006, 1591 nucleotides. RefSeq lists its product as uncharacterized. NCBI's taxonomy places the organism in Eukaryota, Fungi, Ascomycota, Sordariomycetes, Hypocreales, Nectriaceae. The transcript has a single exon. Bases 112 to 1446 code for a protein of 444 amino acids. Gene Ontology annotation, molecular function: oxidoreductase activity; FMN binding. The record is from RefSeq and is a predicted model, not a curated record.
GACUAGGGAAGAUCCGAGGCGCGUCUCACUCACCUCAACUUAAUUCUAAACACCCCCCAAAACCAUCCAAAACCACCUGUAAAUUGAACAAAACUCCUAUUGAACCUCAAAAUGGCAGAUGAGGUUGAACCCAAGAGGCUGAGCCAACCAUUCUCAAUCCCAGACCCAACCAGCUUCUCCAACUUCCAGCGCGACAUCUACCAAUCCUUCCGUCCCCCAAUCUUCUCAACAAACCCCACAGAAUGGGAGUCCCUAGCCAAGGAAAAGAUCCCCGCUACCAAUUUUGGCUACGUCUACGGUUCAGCUAGCAGUGCUGCUACUGCGAAAGCCAAUAGUGAAGCGUUCAGCCGAUAUCGGUUGAAACCGCGUUUCCUUGUCGAUGUCACCAGGCGCGAUGUUGAUGUUGAGCUAUUCGGUACAAAGUACAAGAGCCCGCUGCUUGUAGCGCCUAUUGGCGUGCAGAGUAUCUUGCACCCCGAUGCGGAGGAGGCUACGGCGAGGGCGUGCCAUAACGUCGGCAUGCCGAUGAUUCUAUCGACUGCUGCGACGCGCACAAUCGAGGAGGUCGCCGAGGCGAAUGCGGAUGGCGAUCGAUGGUAUCAGCUCUACUGGCCGAAGCCGCAGUUUGAGGAAGUCACAGCUAGUCUUCUCGCGCGCGCAAAAGCUUCAGGCUACAAGGUCCUCGUUGUCACGCUGGAUACCUUCUCACUUGGCUGGAGACCUACAGACCUCGACACGUCCUACUUGCCGUUCAUCUGGGGCCAGGGCUGUCAGAUUGGCUUUUCGGAUCCUGUGUUCAACAAGUUGUUUGAUGAGAUGCAGAAGAAUGAUUCGCGAAGUAUUGCCGAGAAGCUUUCUGAGCUCUGGACGAUUAUGAGACGACCUGGGACUGUCUACGGCGCUGCGAGGGUUCUCGCUAAUGCAAAGACUCUGAUCAAGUCGAAAGCUUGGAUUGAUGUGAUAAACUCUGGAACAUACCGCUCGUGGAACGACCUGAAGAUCUUGAAGGAUCUCUGGGACGGACCGAUUGUUCUCAAGGGAAUCCAGACAGUUGAGGACGCCCAUCUUGCUAUUGAGCACGGCAUCGACGGCAUCAUAGUCUCCAACCACGGAGGCCGCCAACUCGACGGCGCUAUAGCAUCCCUGGAUGCACUGGCGGAUAUCGCUGCGGACAAGAAGGUCAAGGACUCAAAUCUGACCAUCAUGUUUGACAGUGGUGUUCGAACUGGUUCAGAUGUGCUGAAGGCGUUGGCUCUUGGUGCAAAGGCGGUCUGCAUUGGAAGGCCGUAUGCUUAUGGUCUUGCUGCUGGUGGACAGGAGGGUGUUGAGCAUGUGUUGAAGUGUUUGUUGGCGGAUAUGGAUAAUAUGCUUGCGAAUGCUGGGAAGAAGAGUGUGAGGGAUUUGAGUAGGGAUGAUCUUCAGAUUUUGCAGCUAUCUAAGAUUUGAUCGCUCUUAUGCGGAGUAUCUAUGUUCUAGCUAGCCAUCCCAACUUUGUUGCAAUCCAUUAAAUACCCAAAAGUGCCCCAAGAUCUACUAAAGUAUAUAUCAUCAAGAUGAUGAGAAGAAAGAAAUACUACCCUUGAACCCUUCG